AAGUCUUUUAAAACUUAAUUCUUGUUUAAUUACAGGACUUUUUGUGUGUCUGUUUGAUGUGCUUUUGAGUGAAUGCCAGCUCUAAGUAGUAGUCGUUUUUACACAUGAAUUAAAGAUCAAACAUUUAAAUCCACUAUAAAUUUGGAUAACGUUUAGCUAUGAAUCAAGAUUUACAUCAAACUAACGGCAAAAAUAGCAUCAAUAGUGACAACAAUAGCAAAGAUGCCAUCACUGGUGACACCAAUUCCAGUGACAGCGACGAAGACUUGAAACACUUCCAUAAGCAGGACGACAAACACAGCGAUUCCGAGUCCAAUGGACACAACAGGCCCUCAAAUGCCAGACAUACCGCUCACUCAAAAGCUUUACGAAAAGAGAAAUUUGAUAAAAUGUCGUCAAAACGGACGACAAUGGAUGAUGUGGUGAAACGUUUGAACAAAUAUAACAACAGUAUAGACAACGACCAGAACUGUGAGCGGAGUCGGCGUCUAUUGGCCAGUGCUCUCGAUUUGUCACAAUUGGCCACUAAUUCCAGCGACGGCUCCGGUAUUCGGGAAACGGAACAAAGGCUGACAGCUAUGAUUGAACAGUUGCAGCACUUGAGACAGAAGUUGGUUAAUCAUCAACAGGUUUCGGCACAACUGAGCGCUGAGUAUAUGUCAAAACUGAUGCCUAACCUAAUGGGCGAUGAGGCGACCGCCGCCGCCGCUCAGGUCAUACUCUCACCCUUUAUGGACGGGUCGCUGAAGUUGUCGUACUCUGAGGCCAACCUUUUCAAUCAGAUGUGUCAGACAGCGGGUGUGACUCCCGCUAUGAUACACCCGAUGGCACACAUAUCGGGCACCAAAUCACCCAAUUCUUCAUCAGCCGUGACCAACAAUUAUGACACACAAUCAACGCAUCACCUCCUGAUGGGCUGUCCGUCUCCUGUCAAACACAUGUCAUACAAAGACGGCUCACUUUCCGCAGACAUCUCAUCGAAAGACAGAUACCAUAGCAGUCGUAACUCAAGUCCUUUACAAUUAGAUAGGAAUGAGACCAAUAUCACCACUAAUACCACUAAUAGCGGAUCCAAUGUCACGAAUAACGCUAAUUCUGACGCUCCGCUCAAUCUCUCGAAAUCUAAAUCAUCAAUAAUUACCACUUCUUCGCAAUCGUUUGCGUCAAAUCCAUCGGUGAUCACGAGUGGGAUUAAUGGGUGCACUAAUUAUGUCUCACAAUCAAAGCCAUCAUUUAAUAGAAAUCAUUCGCCUCUCUCUUCGCCCCCAAUCGUGCCAACAAUGAUCUCAUCCCAAUUGUCACAACUAUCUCAUCCGUCGCCGUCGACCUUCUUUGGCAGUCCGGGUCUCACAUCAAAUCAAUACUUUCAGGCAUACAAUGCUUUGGGAAUCGGUUUCAGAGGUUCUCACAUCAGUCAUGACAUGUCGUCUAUGCCUUCAAUGCAGGACAAGGCGUUCAACCCAUUCGGUCCACUAUUAUUACAGGACCUCUCAAUUCUGACGCCGACGUCAACCGUCUCUUCGGCCGCAAUCGGACUGCAAAUGGAUAGACAUCGUAAUGAAGGCCAACAGCAGCACAACGACAACACCGAUACUAUCGUCACGUGUCAGAGCAAAAUAAUGGGCGCAAAGAUUAUACGUCAACAGAAACGAGAUCAGGACGGAAAGAGUCACGUCAAGCGACCAAUGAAUGCAUUCAUGGUUUGGGCCAAAGACGAGAGACGCAAAAUAUUGAAAGCCUGUCCCGAUAUGCAUAACUCAAAUAUAUCGAAAAUUUUAGGCGCGCGUUGGAAAUCAAUGACAAACUCGGAGAAACAGCCCUAUUAUGAGGAACAGUCGCGCCUAUCAAAGCUUCAUAUGGAGAAACAUCCGGACUAUAGAUAUCGGCCGCGACCUAAACGCACGUGUAUUGUCGACGGCAAGAAACUCAGGAUUUCUGAAUACAAACAACUUAUGCGUCAGAGAAGGCAAGAUAUGAAAAAUUUAUGGUUCCAUGGUGGGUCGGCAUUUGAUUCAAUGGAAUCCACUCCAGGAGCCAAUGGUUUACCAAUGUUUCCAUCGAGUAGUGAUGGCAACGAUGACUACCAAAGUCCGUCUCCUUCCUCCUCAUUCAGCAUUGACGACAAGUCAUCGGAUCCGUCGACACUCAGAGAAUAUUCUGUUAGUCCUAAGACUGAAGACAUGGAUAACAUUUAA
This is a messenger RNA of Medioppia subpectinata, 2195 nucleotides long. The record is from the annotation of a GenBank genome assembly. NCBI's taxonomy places the organism in Eukaryota, Metazoa, Arthropoda, Arachnida, Sarcoptiformes, Oppiidae.